UCAUAGAUUUUCAAUGUUGCUAAUGUUGAGAAAAAGGAAGUGAGAAACGCUGCUGAAAGCCAAAUGAGGAGCAGCGUGAUGCAAAGGGGAAGUGUGAGCAGCAGCAGCAAAGUUUGUCUGAACAUAGAGACAAAGAGAUUAUUCUCCCAAGCUGGUCUGAUCAGAGGAGUUACACUAUGGCUCAAAAGUGCCUUAAGUGUUUAAAAUACACCAUGUGUGUCGCCAACCUCCUUUGUUUUAUGUGCGGUGUGAUUGUACUGGCCUUUGGGGUGUACAUGAUGGUGAACUUCAGGAUGGCCGCGCUAACCCCUACCCUGGCCAGUUUCAACAUGGCCAACAUACUGCUGAGCAGCGGCAUUGUCAUCACCUGCGUGUCCUUCCUGGGGUUCCUGGGUGCUCUGAAGGAGAACCGCUGUCUCCUCCUGAUGUAUUUCCUGCUGCUGUUCAUUCUGAUGUUGGUGGAGCUGACUGCAGCAUGCUUGCUACUGGUGUUCGAGGGAAAGAUUGCUAAACUGGUGAAAGACGAUCUCAACAAGGGUUUGGUCCAAGCCAAAGGAGCGACUGCAAAUGCAACUGAUGUACUGAGUGAGUGGGAUCUGGUUCAGAACAAACUUAAUUGCUGUGGAGUCAAUAAUUUUACAGACUGGGGAGACAAUGUGCCUAAAUCUUGCUGCCUAAACAAAUGUGACAUCCCCAUGCCCCCAUACAGAGAAAAGGGCUGUUUGAUAAAAAUGAAGACCUUGUUCGAGGACAAUUUCCUAACCACUGGAAUUUCUGUCAUUGUCCUCUGCAUUAUCGAGGUUUUGGGAAUGUGUUUCGCCAUGACGCUCUUCUGCCACAUCAGUAGAUCUGGAUUGGGCUACAAGUUAUAGACCGGUGGAGGGCAAAUAGCGGCCUGUAGGCCAAACUAGGCCUAUUAUAAAAACAUUUGGCCAUUUAACCAUAAAUUACACACUCUGUAAUGAGUUUGAUAAAGGCAUCAAUUUCAAAUUAAGUCACAGUGCAAAAACCAAACAUUUAUGUUAGAGUUUUUUCCCCCCAGAAAUGUGUUUGACAGUAAUACAGGCUGCUGGUAGCACACACUAAAUCAUGUUUUUCUGUAUAGAAUCUAAAUAUUCUAAAUUUGAAAAAAAAAGAAAAAAGACAUGAGCCAAAUCUCCAUCAUAGAAACUGUAAAACUAUGUUGGUCAUCUAUCGAUCAACACUUUAGAAAGCUGGCCCACAAUUAAACUCUAUAAUAUAUAAUAUAUAUAAUAUAUGACAAUAUUCACUUUUAAAUAAUAGACCUUUUAGCUUUGUAUAGGUCUGGCCUACAGAAAAGCGUUAUCCACAGAAGGACAGAAAAUACUUUUCUGAGAUCAGAAGAGAAUUAUAUAUAUUCUGAACAGUUUUGACAUCCAAAAUAUUUCAAAUGUGGCGCAGGCCAUCUGUUCUGCUGAGGUAAAGCUGUGAAAAUUGCUAUUUGUCUCUGUGCUGUGAACGGAAGUUUUUGUAUGACAUGCUUGUUGCUAAUUUUCUAUUAAUAGCUCUUGAUACAUUUCAAAGGAAACAAUUAUGAAAAAAAUGUUUAAAAUUUUAUAAAUCUACAUCAUAUUCUUCAUUUUAGAAAUCCUAUAAUAUACCAAAUAGUGUUGUUUACUGUUUUGAAAUGAUACUGUAUCCUCCAUUUUGACUUAUCUUCAUGUUCUCACAUGAUCAGCAUUUCCUGUCUUUAGUUUGCAGUUCACUGAAAUGUAACCACUUCCUCUUUUAAACCUGUUCAACCAGCUGUUGAUUCUUAAAUGCUUCAGUUCAGUUACCAUUUAUGACAAAAUAUUCUCUGACAAAAAAACUGAGUAAGUUGUUCUGUCAUCUCAGAAGAAAAAAAUUUGGUACGAGGCAAAGAGGAAAAAGUUAAAAGCGAGUGGGUAACACAGAAAAAAAUAUUUAUUUUAAGAAUAAAUCCUGCAACAAUAUUUUAAGACAAAAAAACAACAAAAAAACCCCCUAAUUUUUCCUUUACACUUUAAAAAAAUGUUGUUCUUUUUGAAACCAUCACACACAAAAUAGAAACAAGUACAAUUUUUGUAAUAAAAAAAAUGUAACUGUACACAGCAGAAUAUACCAUUUUAUUGCAAACGGAAUAACCCUGACACCUCAUAAACUAUGAACACAAGUAUUUUAAUUCAUCUAUAGAUAUGAAAAGACAAAAAAUAAAAUAAAACUAUUCUGAUACA
Messenger RNA from Scophthalmus maximus (turbot), 2216 nucleotides. Its product is annotated as leukocyte surface antigen CD53. Gene Ontology annotation, cellular component: membrane. The record is from RefSeq and is a predicted model, not a curated record. NCBI's taxonomy places the organism in Eukaryota, Metazoa, Chordata, Actinopteri, Pleuronectiformes, Scophthalmidae. Bases 177 to 872 code for a protein of 231 amino acids. The transcript is spliced from 8 exons.